AUGGGUCACUCCCACUUCCUCGAUUUUAUGACCAUGUUGACAGCUGGCCUGUCCACCCUGCCACAUACCGGAGGUCCUGGGCCAAGAUCCCCUGGGCUGCGGUCUUGGGCCAGUCCACCUGCCACUUCCAGGUGGAGGUUUGAGAAGGUAGAGAUUGACUUCAAGAAGUCAGCCAACAAUCACUACAGGCUGGAGGGAGGCAACUUGGUCAUCAGCAACCCUGACAAGAGCAAGCACGUGGGGAACUACACCUGCGAGGCCACCAACGACUACGGCACCGUGGUCAGCAUGAAGGCCUCCGUCCAGUUCGGCUUCCUGGACAUGUUCUCCACGGAGGAGCGCGAGGCGGUGCAUGUGAAGGAGGGCCAGGGUGCCGUGCUGCUGUGCGCGCCCCCGCCACACUACCCAGAUGACCUGUCCUACCGCUGGAUGCUCAACGAGUUUCCUAUCUUUAUCCCGCCCACUGACCGGCAGUUUGUCUCGCAGACCACCGGCAAUCUCUACAUCUCCAAAGUGGUGGCGGCCGACAGCGGCAACUACUCCUGCUUCGUGUCCAGCCGCUCUAUCGCCAAGAGUGUUUUCAGCAAGUUCAUCCCUCUGGUGCCUCUGUCUGAACGUUUCCCACGCAAGUACCGAGCCGACAUCAACGUCAUGUUCCCCGAGACGAACGCCUUGGUCGGCCAGAACAUCACACUGGAAUGCUUCGCCCUGGGAAACCCCAUCCCCAAGAUCCGCUGGAAUAAGGUGGAUGGGGAGCUGCCCCCCGCGCACGAGAUCAGCAUGGCCGGUGGUCAGCUGCACCUAAUGAACGUGCAGUACGAAGACGAAGGCAUCUACGAGUGUGAGGCCAUCAACAUCAAGGGCAAGCACAAGCACAAGGCCAAGGUCAACGUGGAGGCUGCUCCUGAGUGGGUGGAGCACAUCGUGAGCGCCGAGCGUGACAUCGGCAGCUCCUACACUAUGUCCUGUGAAGCCAGUGGGAAACCCAAGCCCCACAUCCGCUGGAUGAAAAACGGCCACCCGCAGUAUGGCAUGCACCAACUGAAGUUCAGCGAGCUGACCUUUAAGGACUCGGGGAUGUACCAGUGCAUCGCAGAGAACCGCCACGGGGUCCUCCACGCCAACGCAGAACUGCGCGUGUUUGCGGGUGGCCCGACGUUUGAGCACAACCCGUUGAAGAGGAAGACCCUGGCGGCCAAGAACAGCCGUGUGGUGAUCGAGUGCAAGCCCAGGGCCGCCCCCAAGCCCACGUUCUCCUGGAGCAAGGGGACAGAGCUGCUGUCAAACUCUUCCAGGAUAUUGAUUUGGGACGACGGUAGCUUGGAAAUCAUCAACGUUACCAAAGCAGAUGAGGGGAGCUAUACGUGCUUUGCUGAGAACGGAAGAGGGACGGGUAACAGCACUGGCUUCCUCUCCAUCACAGAUGCGACCAAGAUCACCCUGGCGCCCGCCAAUGCUGAUGUCACUGUUGGGGAGGCCGUCCGGAUGCAGUGCGCCGCGUCACAUGACUCCACACUGGACAUCACCUUCAUCUGGUCCCUGGAUGGACGGGCCAUUGACUUUGACAGAGACCGCGAGCAUUAUGAACGUGUGGAUGGAGACUCGGGUGGAGAGAUGUUGAUUAAGAGCACACAGCUGAACCACGCUGGUCGCUACACCUGCACGGCCCAGACUCCCGUGGACAACGUCACAGCAUCCGCUGACCUCGUCGUCAGAGGCCCUCCUGGACCUCCUGGGGGUGUGCGUCUGGACGAGGUCCGAGACAGGUCCGUGCGUCUGACCUGGAGUCAGGGCAAAGACAACCACAGCCCCAUCUCCAAGUACACCGUCCAGUACAGAGACAUGCGGUCAGGAGGCCAGUGGAAGGAGGCUGUGACCUCUCCUCCACAUGUGGAGGGAAACACGGACACGGCCUCUGUGGUGGACUUGAUUCCGUACACUGAAUACGAGUUCCGGGUCAUCGCUACCAACACGUUGGGCACGGGAGACCCUAGUGACCCCUCCCAGAAGGUCACCACCCUGGAGUCAGUUCCUGUGGUGGCACCGUCAGACGUCGGUGGAGGGGGAGGAAGCAGCAGGGAGCUGACUAUAACAUGGACGCCUGUGCAGCCAGAGUACUACUAUGGCAAGAACUUUGGCUACAUCGUGGCCUUCAAGCGGGAGGACAGCAUGGAGUGGUUGAAGGUUACGGUGGCGGACCCUCAGGCCAGGCGCUACGUGCACAAGGACUCCACCAUCCCCCCCUUCACCAAGUUUGAUGUCAAGGUCAAGGCCUUCAACAACGAAGGAGAGGGUCCCUUCAGCAUCCCAGCAAGCGUUUACUCAGCAGUCGAUGUUCCAUCAGUGACUCCUGGCGUCAUAGACAGCAGGGCCCUGUCAGCCACGGAGGCGAUUCUAUUCUGGGCCCCUGUGAUGCAGUCCAUAGAGGGCUAUCAGCUGAAGUACUGGAGGAAGGAAGUGGAGAACGAGUCGACCAACCCGCCCAUCAUGGUGUCCAGCAUGGACAACCACACUCGCGUGGAGAGACUGAGGCCCAACUCACUCUACGUCGUGGAGGUGCGGGCGUACAACUCGGCUGGACUGGGCCCUCCCAAAAGGGCCGAGCUCGUCACCAGGAAACCACCACCAAGUCGGCCUCCUAAGAUUGUCAGCACGAAGCUGAACCCGAGCGGCACGUCAUUCAACAUCGCGUGGGAGCACUUGGCCUCUCUGGCCAAUGAGUCUAAAGUCGAGGGCUACAAGAUCCUCUACAGGCAGGAUAGCCAUGCCACGGGCAUCUUAUACUCCACGCCCAAGCAGCACAUAGACCUGCCCAUGCCCAAGGAUGGAGAGCCACUGGUGGAGGUCCGAGCGUACACUGAGGGUGGGGAUGGGGCAGUGGCUCAGGUGCGGGUCUCAGGUAGCCAAUUAGGUGGAGCUGGAAUGACCGCCCCGUCCCUGGGCCUGGCCACGCUGCUCCUGGUGGCACUCUCUUGCGCGGGACUCUGAAUGUAGCUCCAUCCUUACCUGUCUGCAGCCCCACCCUCGGUGAAGAGGACUCUGUAAGGAUGCUGCCUGUGACCACUCAGACUCUUGCUUUCCACAGUCUUUGUUUGGUUUCGACCUCGCAAACCAAAAUGCCAUAUUUCCCUCCCUGGAAUAAGACUGUGGAAAAAAAAACAUAUGAAAAAGACAGACUGUGGGAAAAACAUCUCAGAAAGUACAAAGACAUCCUGGAUAUCCCUUAUUUAGUAUCUUCAAAAUAUCUUUGGAUGAAUGAUGAAAGAGUUCUCUCAACUUGUUCAAUAUGCCUUAUAUAAAUCUCUUCAUUUAUCUUUCACAGAUGAACUACUUGCUUGUAUUGAUAUGGGUCGAGGAUAAUUUUCUUUUGUGGUUUUAUUUGUUGAGGUGUAAUGUAGAUCUGCCCAUAUGCAUGGGGGACAUUGGAUACUGUUGCCUUCAGGCAUGUUAUGAGAUGUGUGUUAUGGAUGAAUUCUUCAACAAUAUGCUCCAUAUCUACUGCAAGUAAUUCACAAUGAAAGAUAGGCGUAGGGAUGUCAGAAAUCAUUUUACAUGUAGUUUGCUAUAAGUGGCUUUCCCCUUUUUUAAUGUUUUAAUAAUCAAGCACACCCUCCCUUAACAGAUCAAAUUAAAUUACCCAACAAUUCAGGCAUAUAAAUGUACAAUAUUAAACAUAAACUUCAGUAUAAAAGCUCAUAUUAUGCUAAUAUUAUAUGCAAUAAUUUAUAAGCUAUUGAUUUAUCCAUGAUCAAACAUUACUUUCUUAUCAACUCAACUCAUCCUUUAUUAAAAGAUCAUUUUAUUCAGAAUAUUGUGAUUUUGUUGCCCUAACCUGGACUUAGGGAGUUCAGUACAAGUAACAUCCUUCUGUGCAUGUAGACAUGUUCCUCUGAUGGGGAAUACAAAUGCUGUUAAUAAUGUCCAAUUGACUGCAGACGUUCAGCAAAGAGUGUUGUACAUGUUCACGUGAAGCACAUUUAUCUGUGUUAAACUAAGUUGAAUGUACAGUGAUAUUGUGUGGCGGUGAGAUAAAGCUAUGCUUGGCUACCCAACUUAUGAUUUCAAACACAAGCACAACCCCAUACAGUACAUUACGUGCCGAGAUCACAUCACGUCACCAUGCCCAGAUCAACCCCAUACAGUACGUGCUGAGAGCAUGUCACCAUGCCCAGAUCACAACCCCAUACAGUACGUGCUGAGAUCAUGUCACCAUGCCCAGAUUAACCCCAUACAGUACGUGCUGAGAUCACGUCACCAUGCCCAGAUCACAACCCCAUAC
This is a messenger RNA of Alosa alosa (allis shad), 4279 nucleotides long. RefSeq names its product contactin 1a (gene cntn1a). Bases 1 to 2988 code for a protein of 995 amino acids. Lineage: Eukaryota; Metazoa; Chordata; Actinopteri; Clupeiformes; Clupeidae. The transcript is spliced from 22 exons. The record is from RefSeq and is a predicted model, not a curated record. Gene Ontology annotation, biological process: brain development; cell-cell adhesion. Gene Ontology annotation, molecular function: cell-cell adhesion mediator activity.